GGUCAUACGAAGUCCAAACUUGUUAAGCGUCGGCGAUCGUUGUGAAAGAGUUAGCGCGAGGAUCAUGUCGUCUGCUGGAUACAGUGUGGAAAUUGGAGACGAUAAAAUGAACACGGAUACGACACGUGCUCUACGCGUUGAGAUGAAGCAUGAUGAAACGGAACAGCUUUCUGAAGUACAGUCUCAAGAAGAUAAUGGCGUAGAUAGUAAUGGUGGACUACCCAUAGACCGGGGAUGGGCCUGGGCAAUACUUGGAGGUUGUUUUCUGAAUGCAAUGCUGAUGGCAGGUUACAACAAAUCUAUGGCUUUGUUCUUUGUGGAGUAUUUAGAAAUGUUUGAUGCGUCCACAACCACCACAACUCUCAUAAUGGGAGUCAAAGCAAUGACAAAGAGUCUGAUGUCUCUGUUUACAAUGCACGUUCUGUUGGAGUUUCUGGGGACGAGGAAGACAGUCAUGCUGGGAGGGUUUCUCAGUGUGUCAGCUAUACUCUCAGCCACCUUUGCACCCAGUAUUGAAGUCAUCAUAUGUGUUCAUAGCGUUCUUGCAGGAAUUGGUCAUUCAAUGAUACAUGCACCUGCCAUAGUGUUGGUAGGUAAAUACUUCAAGAAACGCAGAGGUCUCGCUACCACCACCGCCAGUACAGCCAUGAGCUGUGCAUCAGGAUUGUUCCCAAUUUUUUCACAAUAUCUCCUCAAUGAGUACGGUAUCCGUGGAACUUUGUUUAUAUUUGCUGGACUUACAAUGAAUAUGUGGGUAGGAGCAUCCCUAUUUCGCCCUCUAGAAUUUUAUAGAAAGAAAUCCACGAUGGCCAACAAGCUACUCCAAACCAAUGACCAAGUGGGUUUUCAGUCUUGUCCUGGCGUUGGCACAGUACUUCCUGAUCCACAGUCGGAAACAAACAGUUAUGUCACCGGUGACAGACCCAAACCAACACACACAUGCCUGAGGAAUGUGAAAAAAAUCUUAAAUGCAUUUGACUUUACUCUGUUCAAGAAGCCCAUGUUUCUGCUGAUCGUUGGUGUGUGUCAUUUUGCUGUGGUGGUGAAACAAGUUUCAACAUAUCUUCCUGCACGGUUGAACGAAUUGGGAUACAGUCAAUCGGAGGCAGCAUUUUUGUUGCUCAUCUCUGGAGUUCUUGACUUCAUUAGUAGGAUUUUAUAUGGAUUUUUAGCUGAUCUGAAAUAUCUUCGUGUCAGUCAAUUAAUGUCCAUUGGUCUUGUGUUCUCAGGACUGUCAUCUCAGUUUAUUGUGUAUUACACAACAUACCCUUUACUUGUGGCCUACUGUGUUGUGAUUGGCAUCUUCGGAAGUGCAUAUCAGUGCCUCCUACCGGUGAUGGUAGUAGAUUUCAUGGGAGUCGACUACAUGGCAAAAACUAUUGGAUUUACAGCUCUGUUUCAGGGAUUUGCUAUUUCACUAACACACCCCAUCAUAGGAAGUAUUCGCGACGUGAGCGGAUCAUACGUAGCCUGUUUUCAUUAUCUGGGAUUUACUGCAUUCAUUGCUGCGGGACUGUUGCUGUGUGAGCCGGUAGUGAGGCGAUAUGAAUCCAAAAGAAAGGGUCAUACACGAACAGAAAACGAUGAGUCGACAGAGCCACUUAAAUAACCAACUCCUAGCAUAAAUGACCAUUCAGAAAGUAAUAAACUGUUACUUGUAUGUACCAUACUCGUUUAUUA
Molecule: messenger RNA, 1680 nt
Organism: Haliotis rufescens (red abalone)
Lineage: Eukaryota; Metazoa; Mollusca; Gastropoda; Lepetellida; Haliotidae
Product: monocarboxylate transporter 12-like
Exons: 5
Coding region: 65-1609 (514 amino acids)
Biological process (GO): transmembrane transport; monocarboxylic acid transport
Molecular function (GO): monocarboxylic acid transmembrane transporter activity
Source: RefSeq, a predicted model, not a curated record